AUGGCCGAAGAGAAUCCCGUUACCUCGCCUGGGGUUGCUGAGCAGCCCGAGCACGCUCCUACUGCCGACAAGCCCACUGACAAGGAGUUGGACGCUGCUACUACCUCGGACACCAAGCCUUCCGAGAAUGCGAACAACACCGAUGAAAAGGAGACCGAAGGCCAGACAGACAAGUCCGAUGCCGUCGAUGAUGCGACCAAGGCCCAGGAGGAGGCCGAGUCUGCAUCGGCCGAUGCUGAGGCUGAGGCCCAGCCCAACGGAACUCCUGCAUCAGUGAAGAAGUCUGCCAAGGACCGGCGCCGCUCUAGCGGUGUUGGUGAGAAGAAGCUUAACCGCAAGAAGUCCCAGACCCGUAUCACUCACCUCGACGCGAAGCCUGGCCAAUACUACCUGGCGCGCCUCCGCAGCUAUGCGCCAUGGCCGGCCGUCAUCUGUGACGAAGAAAUGCUUCCCCAGUCACUUUUGGACACUCGCCCCGUCACUGCCAUGCAAGCUGAUGGCACUUACCGCGCUGAUUACGCUGAAGAGGGCCGACGCGCUCAUGAGCGCACUUUCCCCGUCAUGUUCUUCGAGACCAACGAAUUUGCCUGGAUUACAAACACCAACUUGACUCCCCUCGACCCAGCAGAAUGCAAAGAUAUCUCCGAAAAGAACAAGACGAAGCAGCUGAUUGGCGCUUUCAAGGUCGCCUCAGAGGGCCAUGACCUUGAGCACUUCAAGAGCCUCCUGAACGAUCAUCAGGCUGCCUUGCAGCAAGAAAUUGAGGAUGAAGAGCGUGAGGAGGAAGAGAAGGCUAAGGCCAAGGCUGACAAGGAGGCCGAGAAAGCCAACAAGAAGAACAAGCGCAAGAGUAAGGGUGCUGAGACUGAUGUAGAGAUGGAGGAUGUGGAGGCUGCCAAGCCAUCGAAGGCCACUAAGAAGCGCAAGAAGGAUGAGACCGACGUCGAAGAAGACAAGCCUGCUAAGACCCCCAAGACUGCAACCAAGAUCAAGCUGAGCACCCCCAAGGCUCCCAAGACUCCUGUCGAGGACAAGAAAAAGGCGCCCGCCCCUAAGACUAAGAAGGCCGCCCCAAAGAAGGGCAAGGCGGCUGCUAGCGACGAGGAGCCUGUCGAGGCUAAGGAGCCCGAGAAACAGAUUGACCCCGAGGAGUUAAAAAAGAAGAAGGAGAAGGAGGUCCUGUUCUUACGCCACAAGCUCCAGAAAGGGUUCAUCUCCCGCGAUAACCCUCCUCAAGGGAACGAAAUGGACGCCAUGGCCACCUACUUCGAUAAGCUCGAGAAACACGCCGAUUUAGAGGUUGCGAUUAUUCGCUCGACUAAGAUCAACAAGGUUCUUAAGAUGAUUGUCAAGCUUAAUACAAUCCCCCGCGAUGAAGAGUUCAACUUCCGCUCACGCGCUAUGAAUCUUCUGUCCAGCUGGAAGACUGUGCUGGAAGGUGAUCUCCCGAUUUUGACCGACAAGGAGGACAAACCCGCCUCGAACGGCGCCUCCAAGGAUGACGAGGCCCUGGAGACCCCAGCCGAAGAUGACAAGGAAGAUAGCAAGGCCGAUGAUACCCCCAUGCCUGAUGCAGAGUCCGACAAGCCGGAGCCUCAGCCAGAGGCCUCCAAGGAGGAAUCCGACGAGAAGGCCGAGUAA
Messenger RNA from Penicillium verhagenii, 1641 nucleotides. RefSeq lists its product as uncharacterized. The transcript has 5 exons. The coding region runs from base 1 to 1641 and encodes 546 amino acids. Gene Ontology annotation, biological process: anterograde axonal transport. NCBI's taxonomy places the organism in Eukaryota, Fungi, Ascomycota, Eurotiomycetes, Eurotiales, Aspergillaceae. Gene Ontology annotation, cellular component: mitochondrion. The record is from RefSeq and is a predicted model, not a curated record.